Molecule: messenger RNA, 1332 nt
Organism: Caenorhabditis remanei
Lineage: Eukaryota; Metazoa; Nematoda; Chromadorea; Rhabditida; Rhabditidae
Exons: 7
Coding region: 1-1332 (443 amino acids)
Biological process (GO): lipid metabolic process
Cellular component (GO): membrane
Molecular function (GO): heme binding; oxidoreductase activity, acting on paired donors, with oxidation of a pair of donors resulting in the reduction of molecular oxygen to two molecules of water
Source: RefSeq, a predicted model, not a curated record
AUGGUCGUCAACAGAGAUGCCUCCGGGCUUCAUAUGAAGCUUGAUCAACGCUGGCUCUAUCUCAGCGAGGAGUUCUUGAAGAAGCAUCCAGGAGGUGCAGUCAUCGAACAGUACAGAAAUGCAGACGCCACUCACAUCUUUCAUGCAUUCCAUGAAGGAUCUUCCCAAGCAUACAAACAGUUGGAUCUUCUUAAGAAACACUCGGAAACAAAUGAGGAAUUGGACAAGCUGAUUGAAUCAAGAGUGGAUAAAACGGACAUCAAUGUAUCCACGUACGACAUCUCCAUCGAACAGGAGAAGAAAAUGGUCGAGUCUUUCGAGAAACUCCGUCAACGUCUUCACGACGAUGGAUUGAUGGAAGCCAAUGAAUCGUACUUCGUCUUCAAGUCAGUCACCACUCUCUCGAUUAUGUUCUUCGCCUUCUACUUACAAUAUCUUGGAUUCUACAUCACUUCUGCCUGCGUCUUGGCUCUGGCUUGGCAACAAUUCGGAUGGCUCACUCAUGAAUUCUGCCACCAACAACCAACAAAGAACCGUCCACUCAACGAUACCAUCUCUCUUUUCUUCGGAAACUUCCUCCAAGGAUUCUCCAGAGAUUGGUGGAAGGACAAACACAACACUCACCACGCCGCCACGAACAUUAUAGAUCAUGAUGGUGAUAUUGAUCUGGCUCCACUCUUCGCAUUCAUCCCAUCUGAUCUUUGCAAAUACAAAGCCAGCGUCGAGAAAGCUAUCCUCAAGAUCGUCCCCUACCAACAUCUCUACUUCACCGCCAUGCUCCCAAUGCUUCGAUUCUCUUGGACAUCUCAAUCAGUUCAAUGGGUAUUCCGGGAAAAUCAGAUGGAGUACAAAGUAUAUCAACGAAAUGCAUUCUGGGAACAAGCCACAAUUGUUGGACACUGGGCGUGGGUAUUCUACCAGUUGUUCCUUCUUCCAAGUUGGCCGAUUCGUGUUGCCUACUUUUUGAUUUCUCAAUUGGGAGGUGGUCUUCUGAUUGCUCAUGUUGUCACUUUCAACCAUAAUUCAGUCGACAAAUAUCCAGCGAACUCUCGUAUCAUGAACAACUUCGCUGCUCUCCAAAUUCUUACAACUCGAAACAUGACUCCAUCUCCAUUCAUCGACUGGCUUUGGGGCGGACUCAACUACCAGAUCGAGCAUCAUUUGUUCCCAACGAUGCCACGUUGCAAUCUGAAUACAUGCAUGAAAUAUGUGAAGGAAUGGUGUCGAGAAAACAAUCUUCCAUAUCUUGUUGAUGACUACUUUGUUGGAUAUGCCAUGAAUCUGAAACAAUUGCAGAAUAUGGCAGAGCAUGUUCAAGCAAAAGCUGCCUAA